This is a messenger RNA of Scatophagus argus, 4380 nucleotides long. RefSeq names its product caspase recruitment domain-containing protein 11. Gene Ontology annotation, biological process: regulation of apoptotic process. The record is from RefSeq and is a predicted model, not a curated record. Gene Ontology annotation, molecular function: protein binding. Lineage: Eukaryota; Metazoa; Chordata; Actinopteri; Scatophagidae. The transcript is spliced from 25 exons. The coding region runs from base 502 to 3600 and encodes 1032 amino acids.
GGUGAAACUCUUUGUCAUUGUGGAUCAGUUCAGUCAGGUUUCCAGUGAAUGCGCUGUCUGGUGACUAACCUGCGCUCCUCCAAGGCACAAAGUCCUACAGCUGCCACUCUGUAAGGAGACAGUUCAUUGGUUGAAAGCGCCAUCUAGUGCUCAUGGGACAUCAUUGAUGCGUCGCUCCUUACAGAAACUUUCCUGAGCAGUAAGAAGUCUUACUAGAGGAAAUCCGCGGUGAUGUGGUGAUAAGAGGGACGUUUUCACUUCCUCUUCUCAACCGAUUGGCUGGUUGUGUUUGACCAAGCGUGGAGGAGCUGAGGCUGUGCGCAAAGGAGGACCUGUGCGCUCCGCUGCUGACCAGUCAGGUGGCGUCUGCCCACACACUGAGCUCGGGCCUCAGUUUCGCUCCGGACUUCUUUGUGGACCUGCACGGCAUGCAGAGGACUAGAUAACACACUCCGCUGUACUUGGGUUUAGCUUCAAAACCGAUCCAAGCAGGAUUAAGACAUGAGUGGUGUCACAGUUUGGGCAGAGGAGGAGGACACAGCUCAGGAGGAGGCGCGAUCUUCACCCCCCUGGUCAGAGGAGCGCUGUGAGGAGCUUUGGGAUCGUGUGGAGGGGGUACGGCACAAGCUCACACGCAUCCUCAACCCGGCCAAACUCACCCCGUACCUGCGCCAGUGCAAGGUCAUCGAUGAACAGGAUGAGGAUGAGGUGCUCAACUCCACACAGUACCCACUGCGCAUCAGCAAAGCCGGUCGUUUGCUGGAUAUUUUGCGUGGUCAAGGCCAGCGAGGUCUUCAAGCUUUUAUGGAAUCACUGGAGUUUUACCACCCAGACCAGUACACACAGCUGACUGGACAACAGCCCACACAGCGAUGCUCCCUCAUACUGGAUGAGGAGGGUCCAGAAGGUUUGACCCAGUUUCUGCUUCUGGAGGUGCGCAAACUGAGGGAGCAGCUUCGAAACAGCCGUAUGUGUGAGCGACGGCUGUCUCAGCGCUGUCGGAUGGCAGAGGAAGAACGCAGUCGUGCGGAGCGUAAAGCUCAAGAGUUACGUCACGACAGACUGCAGCUAGAGAGGCUGCGUCAGGACUGGGAGUCAGCCAGUCGAGAGCUGGGCAAGCUGAAGGACAGACAUCUGGAGCAGGCUGUGAAGUACUCCAGGGCCCUGGAGGAACAAGGCAAGGCCUCCACCCGUGAGAGAGAACUACUGAGGCAGAUAGAGGAGCUAAGGUCCAGACUGACAGGGACAGAGAAACUCGGUACUCCAGGGAAUGCUACACCAGCAAAAAGAAACAGUUUGCUCUCUAAUGGAGUAAAUGGUCGCCCACCUGCUUUACCAGAAAAGCCGGUGCAUCGUAUAGAGGUUCAGAAAGCUGAGAGUAAAGGAACUCAGAUGCGGGACUCAGUUCCUGCCACUGGAGUCAUAGCUCUGAUGGAUAUCCUGCAGCAGGACCGCAGGGAGUCUGCAGAACAGAGGCAGGAGCUCUGUGAUAUCAUUAGCAGAUUAGAAGGGGAGCUACAGAGCACUGAGGAGCACAGGGACAAGCUGGAGUUGCAGUGUGAGCAGCUACAGCUGAAGGUGAGAACUCUCCAGCUGGACUGGGAGACUGAGCAGAAGAGAAGUGUGUCCUAUUUCAACCAGAUCAUGGAACUAGAAAAGGAGAGGGACCAGGCUCUCCAUAGUCGCGACAGCCUGCAGUUGGAGUACACAGACUGUCUGCUGGAUAAGAACCGUCUACGUAAACGCAUUGCAGAGCUGCAGGCCAACCUGGAGCAGCAGCAAAGGGAGCUGGAGAGAGAGAGGGAGAGGAGCCGGGAGCAGAUGGACCAGAGCAGCCCCUGUCUGCACUGUUCCCACCUGUCCCUGUGCAGUGAGGACCAGUGCUACGGCCCCUGCUGUUCCCUUGGACUGGACCUGAGAGCCCAGGCCAAUAGUUCCCGUCUGCUUCUGCGAAAGACGCCCUCUAGAGGCCAAGCUAAUGAAAACUCUGAGGAUUCUCAUUCCAACUCAGAGGAGAAUCUACUUUUGUCAACAGAAGACAAUGAAAAGGAAAUAAAUCGGCUCUCCACAUUUCCUUUUCCUCCCUGUAUGAACUCCAUCAACCGACGAUUCAAUAUAGAGUUUGACUUGGAGUCCUGGGGCAGUGAUGAGAAUGAUAACAUUACAGGUGAACACAGUGAAACUUCUUUGUGGGAUUCCUGUAACUCCCUGCACUCUCAUCUCUUCCCCCCCGACCUUGUCAACCUGCCUGCAGUCUCUUCACACCAACUCCAUCCCAGGCUUCCAAGGAUACCCCCUCGCUCCCCGUCUUCAAGCCCACCCACUUCACCUAAGCAGAGAAGAGCCAGUCUAGCUGAUGAUAUUACGAUAGUUGGAGGAAACCGAACAGGAAUCUUUAUCAGCCAUGUGAGAGCUGGUUCCCCAGCUGAACAAUUUGGACUAAAGGAGGGCAGUGAGCUGUUAGAGCUGGAGAAGGUUCUGUUUGGUGGGGGCAAUGUACUGCUGAGCCAGUGCACUGCUGAGGUAGCCCACUUCUCUCUGCAAUGGUGGACUGAGCUCUCAGCACUCAAACACCAGAGUAACCCAGAGGCAUACUCCAAGCUGUGCUCCCAGCUCUCGGCACCUAAUUUUAUGGGUGCUGACUCCUUCUAUGUGCGUGUAAAUCUCAACAUGGAGCCUCACGGUGACCCACCUUCUCUGGGUGUGUCCUGUGAUGACAUUAUACAUGUCACAGACACACGGUACAAUGGAAAAUACCAAUGGCGCUGUUCCCUGGUGGACCCACACACAGCCAAGCCCCUGCAGGCAGGAACAAUGCCCAACUACAACAGGGCCCAACAGUUGUUACUUGUGAGGCUACGAAAAAUGGCCCUGGAGCAAAAGGACUUAAAGAAGAAGGUGUUCUUGAGGAAACCAACUGGACGUGUACGAUUAGUCAAGGCAGUAGACCCUAGUUGCCGUGGGAUUGGUUCCACACAGCAGGUCCUUUACACUCUCAGCAAACGUCAUGAGGAGCACUUGAUACCGUACAGUGUAGUGCAGCCGGUGCAGGUUCAGACAAAGCGGCCGGUCAUCUUCUCCCCAUCUCUGCUCUCCCGUGGUCUCAUAGAGAGGCUGUUGCAACCAGCAGAGUCUGGUUUGAAGUUCAACACCUGCCCUCCAGAGCCUAUUCAGGCUUCAGAGAGACAAGACAAGAGAGUGUUCUUGUUGGAUUCCUGCAGUCCAGAGCAGGCUCUUGGCAUACGGCUGCAAUCAAUACAGGAUGUUAUCAGCCAGGACAAGCACUGUCUGCUGGAGUUGGGGCUGCCCAGUGUUGAGGGCUUGUUAAGACAGGGGAUUUACCCUAUCGUCAUCCACAUCCGCCCUAAGAGCAAAAAGCACAAGAAGCUGAGGAAGUUUUUUCCACGGUGUGGAGAGGACAGCAUAAUGGAGGAGGUGUGCCAAGCUGAGGAGCUGCAGCUGGAGACAUUACCCCUGCUCUACUACACCCUGGAGCCCAGCACCUGGAGCUGCACUGACGAGCUGCUGGCAGCCAUACGCAAUGCCAUCUACAGCCAGCAGAGGGCAGUAGCAUGGGUAGAACUAGAUAGGCUUCAGUAGUAGCGAGAUAUAGAGCGUACAUAUCCACAGUGCAAACGAGAUUCUCCUGGCUUUGAACAAACAAUCUGGCAAUUGCCAGCAGGCACCAAACCAUAGCCAUGUUUCUAUAGAGGAUUAACAUUUAGUGUUAGAUCAUCCCGCUAUUCUUAGUAAGUGGACCAAGAUCAGCUUUGGACCUACUUUCCCCUUUCAGUCUCAGAGGAGGUGAGAUUGGGUCCAUGCAAAUGCAUGCAAACAGGACUCAGCUAUAUAGACAAGCUGGACUGGCAACAAUUGGAGAAACAGAUUUGAGCCACACAAAGAAGGUGCAUAGUACAGACCCUACUACACUUACAGUUUUAUUAUAUAAAUUUACUCUCAAAAUAUUCUGAGAUGACCACAAAAGGUACCCAUUUUUAAAGCAUUUGUGCCACGUCGGUUAUUUCAGUUAUGAUGUGAAUGGAAAGUUAAGCUGUGAGAACACAAAAGAGGGACAAAGGUAAUGGGUAAAGGGAAUCGUAGUACCUUGUAAGCAGGGAUGUGGUGGAGAGUACAAAUCUGCUUAUUCACAUUUUAUAUUUACAAUAAAGACUGUCUUUCUUUUUCUGCUCACAUAAUCUCAAGGAUGUAAACUGUAUUGUGUCUAUCACUGAACCUCAGUAAGUGCUACAUUUGUGUUUACACUACAUUGUACAACAAAAGCCUUAGCUCACUGUGACCAAAUGGUUUUGUUUUUUACUGCCAAAUCUUUUUUUCUUUUGUAACCAGUAAAAAAAAAUAAAAUAAAUUAUUAUAAAAUAA